This is a messenger RNA of Chenopodium quinoa (quinoa), 2297 nucleotides long. RefSeq names its product eukaryotic translation initiation factor 2A-like. NCBI's taxonomy places the organism in Eukaryota, Viridiplantae, Streptophyta, Magnoliopsida, Caryophyllales, Amaranthaceae. Gene Ontology annotation, molecular function: tRNA binding; protein binding; translation initiation factor activity. Gene Ontology annotation, cellular component: cytosolic small ribosomal subunit. The transcript is spliced from 16 exons. The record is from RefSeq and is a predicted model, not a curated record. The coding region runs from base 352 to 1908 and encodes 518 amino acids. Gene Ontology annotation, biological process: translational initiation.
GGAUGGAAUCUACAACAUUUUAUAACUCUUUUUAUGUUGUCUCUCCUCUUAGGAUGGAUGAGCAAAAAAGGAUGGGCAUGCCAUUGCCCAUCAAAACAAGGAGGAACUUCAUCCACUAGUAGAGAAGCAAAAGUUUGGUGGAAUUGGUGGGGACUUAUUUUGUGAUUUCGAGGUUACGAGAUCAAGACCCACUAACUACAAAAAUGCUUGGAGAGAAGGACUUAGACCUACCGGUAACCGGCUUCGCGGGCCCAUUUUGGUCCACACAUGGCUAAGCUCCUGGUGCGGUGGCGUAUCGUCAACUAACGAACUAGGGGCGAUUUGGUUGUUUGAAACUUUAAUUAAACUGAAAUGGCAGCUGCUGUUGCAUCACCGCCUUUGGAACUAUUAGUUCGAGACCUAGAAGGAUUUUCUAUUUGGACUGGUCCGCCAUUCGACAAUGGUCAACCAAAAGUCAAGAUACCUAAAGUUCCUUGUAGCAGUGCAACAUUUUCUGAGGAUGGCUCUAGAUUAAUGGUGAUUAAACCCGAGGGUGUCAUAAGUAUUUUUGAUUGCAAGACCUACAAAGAGAUCAGAUCCAUUCAAGUUCCAAACUUCGCUGCUGCAAACAUAUCACCUCGUGGGACUUACCUUCAGACAUUUCAGAAACAGGCGUCGCCUCAGGAGAAAAAUGUGACAUUAUGGAGUGUAGAGACUGGUGCUUGUGUGUAUAACUUUUCUCAAAAGAAUAUGAGUAAAACAAGCUGGCCUUCAAUUCGAUUCAGCUCUGAUGAGGCUGUUGCAUGCCGGCUCGUCACAAAUGAAAUACAGUUUUUUGAUUCUGCUGAUUUAUCAAAAGGAUUCGUGUCUCGCCUCAGAGUUCCAGGAGUAGCAGCAUUUCAACUUUCCAAGAUGCCUGGUUCACACGUUGCUACGUUUGUUCCUGAAUCCAAGGGAGUUCCUGCAAAUGUCCAGAUAUUUGCAUGUGGAAAUGACCCCUCUAGCCAGCCUCUUGCACGACGCAGCUUCUUUCGUUGUUCAACUGUGCAAUUACAUUGGAAUUAUGGCUCUACUGGUCUUCUAGCUGUGGCUCAGGCAGAUGUUGAUAAAACCAACCAGAGUUACUAUGGAGAAUCAAAAUUAAGUUACUUGACAACUGAUGGAGCUCAUGAAGGACUUGUACCUCUUCGUAAGGAGGGACCCAUUCAUGAUGUUCAGUGGUCCUACACUGGUACAGAGUUUGCUGUUGUCUAUGGAUUUAUGCCUGCUAAAGCUACAGUAUUCGACAAGAAGUGCAAUCCACUUCUUGAACUUGGCUCAGGUCCGUACAACACCAUCAAAUGGAAUCCCAAGGGAAGAUUUUUGUGCUUGGCUGGUUUCGGAAACUUACCUGGUGAUAUGGCUUUCUGGGAUUGCACUGAGAAAAAGCAGCUUGGAACAACUAAAGCUGAGUGGUCUGUAGUUAGUGAAUGGUCACCUAAUGGUUGCUUUUUUAUGACUGCUUCAACAGCACCACGACGUCAGAUUGAUAAUGGGAUAAAGAUUUUCCAACACAAUGGCUCAUUGUAUUUCAAGAAGAUGUUUGACAAACUAUUCCAGGCUGAUUGGAAACCAGAAUCAGCAGACAGGUUUGGUGAUAUUUCUGAGCUUGUGAAGUCUGUUGGUUCACUGAAGAUUGAAGAAGCCAAAGCACAAGGACAAGGGUCAAAACCUUCCCAGAAUGCUGCAAAAUCGAACCCGGUGAACCCUCCACAGAAACCUGCCGCUUAUCUACCUCCUAGUGCUAGGAAGGCGGCUUCUGUUAAGGCAGAGCUUUUUGGAGGAUUGGAUACCCAGGAAAUGAGCAAAAAUGCAUUGAAAAACAAGAAAAAACGGGAAAAACAGCGAGAAAAGAAAGCAGCUGAGGGCGCAUCUGGCAGUAAUCCUUGAACCUUAUUCGAGCGCUGAGUUAAUGUAUGACUAAAGCAGGAAAUGAAAGCAGCUGACAGUGCAUAUUCCGGAGAUUUUGCAUCAAGAGACAUCCAAGUUCCGGAUGGAGCCAAAAUGCAGGCUCUGGAUUAUAUAUUACCAGUAGCAGCAUAGUUUCUGGCUCUUUUGUCAUACAAAUGUAUUUUUAAGAUUAGGCGAAAUAUCUCACUUAGAUCUCUGCUAUUGUACUACAUGAUCAUUUUGUCCUUGAAGAAAUUUUGCCAUGAAUGUGAGGCUUAAUAGCAUUGUCAAAUAAGCAUAUAGCCAAAUGUAAGUGUAUAACUACCCCAUAUGAUUUUGUUUUACCAAAAGAAAAGAAACCUGUGAUUUUGAGUAACAAUCCUCUUCCA